This is a messenger RNA of Podospora pseudocomata, 1440 nucleotides long. RefSeq lists its product as uncharacterized. Lineage: Eukaryota; Fungi; Ascomycota; Sordariomycetes; Sordariales; Podosporaceae. The transcript is spliced from 2 exons. The record is from RefSeq and is a predicted model, not a curated record. The coding region runs from base 1 to 1440 and encodes 479 amino acids.
AUGACCAGCGCAACACUCCCCCCUCAAACCUCCACACCCGUCCCGCUAGCUCCCAGCCAGGCAAAGCGGCUUUAUGGGGCCAUUCACCUCUUCUGUGCCCUGAAGAAUGCACUUCCCCAUGUGUCGAACCCCCAUACGCCGGACGAUGACUCUAUUGUUACCACGCCCGACGACGAUCGCGCCCUGUAUAGGUGCUUUGUCAACAAGAUUGCGCAAAUUUGCGAUACUAAGCAUGGGGGAGACACCGUCACGAGCGCCAUGAUUGUCCAGCCUGGUCAGGUGGAAUACUGGAUUGCCUCUAAUAGUCGCACCAAGAAACAGAUGGCCAGGGUCAAGAAUUUUUUGUCUGACGAGAUCUUGAAAGUACUUGGAAGCAUGAAAGGGCAAGAUCUGGAAGACGAAGCCAAGGUCAAGGCCGUCUCGGACAGUCUGUUGAAGAAGGUCAUCGCGUUCUGUCGGUGGCGCCUGUACAAGUACCUCAGAACAUUGGUUGACAAUAUUGGACUUUGCCUUGAGAGCUGCGCCAAGGACGCUGGCGCUGAGGCUAAGCUCCCCAGCCCCCUCCAGAUCAAGGAAAGAAUGUGCACAGGCAAAGACCUCCUCAACCGCCUCACCACCGACGUUGAAGUUCACGCCGCUUACGACUUCUUUUCCCCCCAGCUCCAAGCCAGGGAUUUCGACGCCGGCCUCGAAAAUUCCAUCAAAGACCCCAAGUGCAUCACCACCGUCCAUGCAGAAGUAACACUCUUGUCCAACCUCCGCAGGGAGACCCUUUGCCCUUCCCCUGGCAGGGAGGAUGCACAUUGGGAUUUCUUCAUGGAGGAUAAAUUCGGGAGGUACAUCGGCUGUUCCAAGCCCACUUGCAUGCUGUGUGACAUUUACUUUGAUGCUUCUCCCGUUAAGGUGGAUAGGAGAAAGGGACACGGCAAUUUGUAUCAUAAGUGGAGGGUGGCGGAUAUCAUCCAGGGUUCGAUGGUGAAUGGGGCAGUGGAAAUGUUGGUGAGGGAGAGGAAGAAUGUGAUUGAGGAGAUGAUCAAGACGCUGAAAAAGGAGGUGAAGGGGGUGUUGGUGGAGAGGAGGGGAUGGAGGGGGAGUAGACAUGAUAGUCGGGCUACGCCUUCGGAUCCGUUUGGGUCUGCGGUCACAGCUGCGGGGAGCGUGAGGGGUGGUUUGACGGAGGGGAGGUUGAUGCAAGCGCAGGCUGGCCUGCAUGGGAGUGUGGGUAGUGGAAGUGGGAGUGUUCAAGGUCGUGGUAGGCGGGGGAGGUUGGUGUUGGAGGAGGUGGAGGAGGUGGAGGAUGAGACUGAUGGUGACCAGGGGGAGUGCAUGGAGGGAGAUUCUAUGGAGGAGGUCAGCAGAUUGAUGGGUCAGUUGAGUGUCACUCGCGGUCGUAAGGAGGAGGAGGAUGAUGAUGAUGAUGAAGGUGGCGCCAAGCUCUAG